UCUCAGCGACCGGACUACUCCACCCAAAUCAAACAAGGUUCACAUCAGUGUCGAUCAUCUCACCAUUGUACAACUAUAUUAUCAUGGGAAGAUCACCAUGUUGUGACAAAAAUGGACUCAAAAAGGGGCCAUGGACACCUGAAGAAGACCAGAAACUUAUUGAUUAUAUUCAGAAGCAUGGCUAUGGAAACUGGAGAACACUUCCAAAGAAUGCUGGGCUUCAAAGAUGUGGAAAAAGUUGUCGACUUCGUUGGACAAAUUACUUGAGGCCUGACAUCAAGAGAGGACGAUUCUCAUUUGAAGAAGAAGAGACAAUUAUUCAACUGCACAGCAUACUAGGAAACAAGUGGUCUGCAAUUGCUGCUCGGUUGCCAGGAAGAACUGACAAUGAAAUCAAGAACUAUUGGAACACACACAUUAGGAAAAGGCUUCUUCGAAUGGGAAUUGAUCCGGUUACUCAUAGUCCUCGACUUGAUCUUCUUGAUCUUUCCUCAAUUCUAAACUCAUCAAUCUACUCUUCAUCUCAGCAAAUCAACCUUUCCAGGUUAUUAGGGGUGCAACCCAUGGUUAAUCCAGAACUCCUAAGGCUAGCCACCUCUCUUUUCUCCUCCCAAAAGAAAAAUCAUCAUGAUAUCCCGACCCAAAAUGAUGUUCAAGAAAAUCAAGUAGUCUACACUGCCCCCCAAGUGCAAAACCAAUUGCCCCCAUUAAUACAGCCUAGCGAACUUCAGACCUCAGUUCAAGAUAUCCCUACAUCCGACAACCUGGGCACAAGCUUGAGGACAAGUACUUCCUGCGUUCCAUUUUCUUGUGAUCAAGCACAACUCAUGCAACCCAAUGCGGAGCAAUUCUCAUCAGCAAAUCUCUCCGACUUCAUUAAUUCACAACAAAGUUGUGAACUUAACGAGUGGCAAAACAGCGAAUUCUUGCCUCCCAAUUUCUCAGAAGAUUAUUAUGUACCUCUACAGCAUUACGGUUGCUAUGGCUCCGACAACCAAUCCGUUUUGGACACGGCUCCAUCUGAGACUACUUCAACUUUCCAAUCCAACAACAGCAACAGUUUCAGCUUCCAAUCCGUUUUGUCAACUUUAUCGACGCCUUCGUCAAGCCCAACACCAUUGCAAUCAAAUUCAACUUACAUCAACAGCUGCAGUACUACCACUACUGAAGACGAAAGGGAAAGCUAUUGCAGCAACAUCUUGAAGUACGAAAUCCCAGAGCUUUUGGAUGUUAAUCAAUUCAUGUAAAAUUGUAAGGAUCAGAGAUUAAUUAGAGAGGCCUUUUUAAGUGCUCUGGGGGGUUUGUCAUACAGCUUGUUCUUUCUUGUAUAAUUUCCU
This is a messenger RNA of Coffea eugenioides, 1337 nucleotides long. Its product is annotated as transcription factor MYB102. NCBI's taxonomy places the organism in Eukaryota, Viridiplantae, Streptophyta, Magnoliopsida, Gentianales, Rubiaceae. The transcript is spliced from 3 exons. The record is from RefSeq and is a predicted model, not a curated record. Bases 84 to 1247 code for a protein of 387 amino acids.